UUUUGCUGGUUCCGCAUUUCGGGUCUGUAAGGCGGGGAAGGAAGGCAAGGCCGGUGCAGUUGCCCACACCCGCUUGCACCGGCUCCAUCCCGGCUCGGAGCAGCGGCGGCGCGGACUUCCGCUGUCCGCGGGCUGAGGACCUUCCGCUCCCCCUCGGCCCCGCGCGGGCUCUGAAUCCUGAGCGCGGCAGGGGCCAGCGGCCCUUCCCCUCCCCUCCGAGGGUAGAAGAUGAGCUUCCUCUUUAGUAGCCGCUCUUCUAAAACAUUCAAACCAAAGAAGAAUAUCCCCGAAGGAUCUCAUCAGUAUGAACUCUUAAAACAUGCAGAAGCAACUCUAGGAAGUGGGAAUCUGAGACAAGCUGUUAUGUUGCCAGAGGGAGAGGACCUCAAUGAAUGGAUUGCGGUUAACACUGUGGAUUUCUUCAACCAGAUCAACAUGUUAUAUGGAACUAUCACAGAAUUCUGCACUGAAGCAAGCUGUCCAGUCAUGUCUGCAGGUCCAAGAUAUGAAUAUCAUUGGGCAGAUGGUACUAAUAUUAAAAAGCCAAUCAAAUGUUCUGCACCAAAAUACAUUGACUAUUUGAUGACUUGGGUUCAGGAUCAACUUGAUGAUGAAACUCUUUUUCCUUCUAAGAUUGGUGUCCCAUUUCCUAAAAACUUUAUGUCUGUGGCAAAGACCAUUCUAAAGCGUCUGUUUAGGGUUUAUGCCCAUAUAUAUCACCAGCACUUUGAUUCUGUGAUGCAGCUGCAGGAGGAGGCCCACCUCAACACCUCCUUUAAGCACUUUAUUUUCUUUGUUCAGGAGUUUAAUCUGAUUGAUAGGCGUGAGUUGGCACCUCUUCAGGAAUUAAUUGAGAAGCUUGGAUCGAAAGACAGAUAAAUUUUUCUUCUAGAACAGUUACCCUUUUGCUUCAUCUACUGCUAGAGCUAUCUCAUUGCUUUCUGUUAUAGACUAGUGAUACAAACAUUAAGAAAACAGGAUUAAAAAGCACCUAUUGUCUGUGUCUACUGAUAAAAUUGUCCCAAAGGUAGGUUGGCCUAAUACCUUCAGAGUGAGAAAUUCAGGACACAGCUGAAUCUGAGGCACUGUGUGACCACUGCUGUUACUGCCAUAGAGCCAUACUUGGUUGUAGUAUGUGAGGACUAACCUGUAGUUUAUUAGUUUACUUAUUCUUUUACUGAAGAAGAUGAUCAUCUGUUUCAGGUGACAGCAUGAUGGAUAUUAAGAAUUUCCACUAAUAAUUUAUUUACAAGUUUCCAGGACAAAUUUCCUAAUAAUGCAAUCACAGAUCAGUUAUAUUCUGCUUUUAUUUUACAAAUAGAAGAGGUGUUUUGAAAUUUCCUUAAGAUUUAGAACAUUUGUGUCACUUUGGAUAACGUUUUAGUUUGAAGUUUGUAUGCUAGUGUUUUUAUAGAUAAGAUUAUAUAUAUGUAUAUUUUUUCAAAAUCCAUGAUUGCAGUUUAAAUCAUCAUAUAACUUGGUAUGGGAGUAACCAAAGUUAUUUCUAAAAUGACUUUAUUUUUUAAUCUUUAUUUGGGAUUUUAUUCACAUAAACCUAUCUAAAUUUUUAGUAUGUGUAUCAAAUAAUUUUUUUAAGGCAUCUAAGUAUUGUCUUACAGAUUUGUAUUUUGAAGUGCUUCAUUGAGAUUGAUUUUAAUAUGUAAGUUUUGGCUGAGAAAACGAAGGCUUCCAAAAAAUUAUGACAGAUUUGGGUCUCAAAAACCAUUAUCUUCAUUCAUGUUGUUUGUUUCAGAGGCCUUGAAAUUUGGAUAGAGAAUGGAAGAAAGUACUCAGAGUACUGAGUUAUUUUAUUUUGAGUUUUCCUUUAAAAAGAAACUACUUCUGUAUGUUUUUAUUGUAACUUGAAACUUGGUUAAGAGUAGUGUAGAAAUGCAUGAACUUUAUCCCAGUUAGGAUAAAACAUAAAGAAAACCACAAUAAAAAACCUUGAAGGUGUAAACAUUUUAUAGCCCAGCUAAAACUUUAGUGUGCUACCUGUUCUCUAAUGUGUUUGUGUGAGGAUGUGGGGGUGGGGGGGGGGGGUGGCAGGGUAUGUGUUUAAAGGAGACAAAAUGGGAUAAGUAAAAAAAAAAAAACUUCAUUCUGUUAAUAGUCAAAGGAUGGACAGGGAUGUUAUUCUGUUUUAAUUGUUUUUGUAUCAAAACUUGAAAUUAUUCUGUUUGUAUUGGGAUAAAAAGAAUCUUCUCCUUUAGUGAAGAAAAGAUCUAACUUUCAUUAGGUUUCUAAGAUUUAGACUGUUUAAAAUGUAAUGAGGUACACAUAUUACUAAAGACUUGCCAGACUGGCAACACUUUGUUCAUCAUCAUUCUUUGUUUCAGAGCUGUGGUUUUUUGCAAAGUACUCACCAUCUUCCUUGAUACUUUUGGUUAAGGUUAAAUUAGACAAGGUUUUUUGUUAUUUAUUUGUAUUAUUCCACUAGAGUGUAAAGAAAAGAACUGCUUAGAAACUCCAUUUUUGUAAUAACUCAAUUUCAAUAAAUUCUAAAAUAUAUAUAGAAUUUUAAAGGAAACAAAACAUUUUAUCUGAUUUAGGCUGAAACCACACAUCACUGUUUUGGGAAAUAAAGAGUGGGAAAAUCCCUUAUGAAAAAAAGAGAAAAACCCUGUAUGAGACAUUCCAUAAUCCACAUUUUAAGAUUAUCCAAAAGUCCCUGUCAGACAGUCUAUGUGUUUAUGUUGAUCAUUUCCAAACAAGAAAGAAGGUUUUUAGAUGCCACCUAGAAUGUUACUGCCUGUUGACUUUGAAUAUUGUUGGCUUUAAGUCUGCAAGGAAUGAAAUAGUUCUCAACUAGGGUUGUACUUUUACCAUUUCUAAUAUUUCAAAUAUCAUCAAACAAAAGGGUUCUCACUUUUCUCCCUCUCUUCAUGACUCAGCCCUAAAACUAACUAAAGAUGGUCACAUGUUAGGACAGUAGUAGAGGCAGCUUAAUAAUGGGACAUAAAUUUUAAAAUUUUUUGGUAACUUGAGGAUUCAGGUAAUUCAGAAUGUCCUUUUUUUUAAAAAAAAAAAAAAAAGCAUUACCAGGUUCCCAGGCUAAUCUGGCUUAACCAACAAUGCAUCUAAACAUUAGUGUUAACAUUAUUUGUUUACAUCCAGGGCCAGGGAGUUGAGAACAGGAGAGUUGGAGAAAGGGGAGAGAAUAGGUAGAGGAUGACACCUUCCUGACUUGGCUGGAGGGCCAACCUUUGCUUAAAGUGGGAAGAAACCAGUCUGUCUUUGACUCCUCUCAGUCUCAAUUUAUCUCCCUGAGUAGCAUCCACUCCCCUGGCUACUUGUAACCAGAAGUCAUCUCAGCGUCUGAUCACUGCUCUUCACACCCGACUAAAAUCAUUGGUUGGACAGUACUUGCCAAAUUACGCAGUUAAUCCUAUGGUGCUUUAAUUUCCAGGCCUUUAAAAAAAACUUUUGAACAGUGAUGUGCAGAUUUUUGUUUAAAUAGUGAAACUUCCUUGUACUCCAGUUUUUGUAUUGACAGCCAAAUGUGUCCUACAUUCUUCUCCGUAUUGUGAAUAAAGUGAUUUUUAGUGGGCUGCCAGCUAACAUAGUAUUUCCUUUCAUUGUAGACUUGUAGAUCCCUAGCUCAGGUAGCUGCCCACUUGAGAAAUGCACAUCUGUAUUCAUCAUGACAUUGAUAACAGCAAAAGUAAAGUUUUUCUAGUAAUACAGGGGCAAGAGGAGCAGUCCCAAUGGUGACUUUAAUUUUUCAAAUAUUGUUGAGGUUUGAUUAUACUGUUGGCCUUCUCUCAGUGAGGUCACAUUAUAAGUGGAGAAGCUUCUAAACAUAACAUCAUUACCUCAUAAGCAUAAACAAAUAAGUCCCAAAAAGUAUCAGUCCUAGAAAUUUGUUUCUAAGCAGCUCCAGUCAUGUUGCUGGUGUUACCCUUGCCUGGUUGGAGGAGGCUGUGUCUCCUGUCUGCAGAAUUUUGGCCUGAGAACACCAGCUGGGACACCAAACUAAGCAGCUUCAACAGGGACAUUAUUUCCUCCUAAUAUCAGUUCAGUAACUGGAUUUGGUUUUUUACUAUUGUACAACUGUGGCAAAGAGGGAAAAUAGUAGUUCCUCGGUCUUCCUGUGUUUUUGCGUUAGAUUUUGAUGUUUUAGACUGUAAAGGGCGCUUUGGGGGGCGAUAUUGAUAUUACCUGUGUUGGCAGUAAUUUUAUUGAAGCAACUGCAUUGAAGUGCACUUGGGUUUUCUCUCAUUAUCAGAUUCUAUUCUAAACAAGUAUUCUGUAAAUCCAAAUGGAUUACCAGCGUGCUGUAGAUUUAUUAUAGAACAACAUUCUAUGUUUAGUCUACAUUGAAAAUAGUUUGCUUAAGUUAGUCUUGGAUAUCAUCUAAAAUAUUUUUAAACGUUCUUUACGUGAAAAUUUAUUUUGUAUUUUUAAACCUUUAGGGGCUUUAUCUAUUUUUCUAAGUCAGUUAACUGUACUUUUUUUAAAAAAAGUAUUUUGUAUCUACUUUUGUAACUUCAUCAGAAUAAAAUAUAUUGAAAGAAAGAAAGGAC
Messenger RNA from Hippopotamus amphibius kiboko, 4526 nucleotides. It is a transcript of the gene MOB1A, whose product is annotated as MOB kinase activator 1A. Gene Ontology annotation, molecular function: protein kinase activator activity. Gene Ontology annotation, biological process: positive regulation of protein phosphorylation; hippo signaling. The record is from RefSeq and is a predicted model, not a curated record. Gene Ontology annotation, cellular component: nucleus; cytoplasm. The transcript is spliced from 6 exons. The coding region runs from base 229 to 879 and encodes 216 amino acids. Lineage: Eukaryota; Metazoa; Chordata; Mammalia; Artiodactyla; Hippopotamidae.